Messenger RNA from Tribolium castaneum (red flour beetle), 1780 nucleotides. It is a transcript of the gene Cog8, whose product is annotated as Component of oligomeric golgi complex 8. The record is from RefSeq and is a predicted model, not a curated record. The transcript has 4 exons. NCBI's taxonomy places the organism in Eukaryota, Metazoa, Arthropoda, Insecta, Coleoptera, Tenebrionidae. Gene Ontology annotation, cellular component: COG complex. Bases 84 to 1760 code for a protein of 558 amino acids. Gene Ontology annotation, biological process: intra-Golgi vesicle-mediated transport.
AAAUUACCUAGCAAACGUCAUUCUGACAACUCGCGUCCUGUGUUUACCAAGUGACAUGUCAACAAUUCAUAAUAAGUGCAAAAAUGAGUGAUGAGACGAGUAAUUUAUUAAAACUAGUCUUCCCCAACGGAUUUCCCAGUGCAUGGGAAUACAGCACCGCAUUCAGCGACUACAUUUCCCGAUUAGGCACAUACAAAGUUGAGGAUUUGUCACGAGAACCCGCUCGUUUGAACGAGGAAAAGGCCUCAAUUCAUGAACAGACCCAGGAAUUGGCUGUCACUAACUAUAAAACGUUCAUUGAAACGGCACAAUGUUCGCGCGAUUUGUUCACUCAAUUCAAUACAAUUGAGGAGAAGUUGGAUAAUCUUCUCGAAGAUAUACCCGAAUUUGAAAAGAAGUGUCAAUUAUUUGGGGAAGAAACAAGCGGGAUUAACAAUUUGCGACGGUUGAAUUCGUUGACUCUGACACGAAAUGCACAGUUGCUCGAAAUUUUAGAACUUCCACAAUUAAUGAACUCGUUCAUUAAUGACGGUUUGUAUGAGGACGCCUUGGAAUUGGCCAGUUACGUGCGGAAAUUGCAUAAUAAACAUCCGGAUGUGCCUAUAUUUAAAAGUAUUGUUGCUGAUGUUGAUAAGGCGUGGUUGUUGAUGUUACAUCAAUUACUUACGCAAUUAAAACAAGAAUUGACUUUACCGAAAUGUUUACAAAUUGUUAGUCAUUUGAGACGUAUGCAAGUUUUUACCGAAUCUGAGUUGAGAUUAAAGUUUCUGCAAACGAGAAAUACAUGGCUUCAGUCUUGCUUGAAUGCUAUUCCUAAGGACAAUGCCAAUUAUCACUUGAACAAGACGAUUGAAGUGACCAGAGUCAACCUGUUCAACAUAAUCACCCAGUAUAGAGCAAUUUUCAAUGAUGAUGAGCACAGCCCUCUAGCUUCAAUCAAGAGUCAGCAAGUCAACCAAAACGUAAUUUUCUUCACUUGGAUCCGAGACAAGAUUUCCGAUUUUUUGGCGACACUUGAGCACGACUUAAACCAAGGAGUGUCAUCAAUUGAUACAAUUUUGGCCCAGUGUAUGUACUUCGGGGUUUCGUUCAGUAAAGUCGGGUGUGAUUUUCGGUCGUCUUUGAUCCCGAUUUUUACAAAUAAAAUCGUCACAGAUUUCGAGAAUGCAAUAAAUGACGCUAUUAAACGAUUUGAAUUGAAUAUGGAACGGUUCACUCUCAUUAACAAAAAUCACUCGAACGUUCCUUGGAAAAACAAGAAUGAAGACCCGCUGCAACCUCCUGAUAGUUUGUUGGAGUUCUACCCAAUUGCUGAAUUUUUGAAUAAUGUUCUAACAGCACUGAACGAACUGAAAUUAUGCGCUCCUAUCGCGGCUGCGAAAGCUGUGGUUGAUUCAUUACAACAUGCAUUGUUAGUUAUUGCCAAAUCGAUUCUGGUGUUACAUGGGCAAGAGCAACAAGCUUUCACAGCGAAUGCGAAAGAUGCUUUUACCAGAUUGUGCAUGUGUUUUGCUGAUGAUUUAGUUCCCUAUAUUCAGAAAUGUGUGCAUAUUAUCUUCCCUCCGAGCAAUAUUGCGACUGUGUUAGGGGUAAACGUGCAAGUGUUGCAAAACGAAGGGCUCACCUUUUUGAAUAAGGAUGUUAUUGUCGAUCCAAUUAGACACUUGCUCCCUGUUAAAAUCACCCCUGUGUUAGACUUGGUUGAAAGUGAAACAAAAAUCGAAGCUAGUGAUAACAGAAAUGAAUUAACAUCGGAGUAAUAAAAAUAUUUUUUGUAAAA